AUGGCUACUGCAGGGGCUCUGCCUGGUAAAGCAGAAUGUCCUAUGUUAGAGAUCACCAAGCAAGAUUUUUUUGAAGAAGCACAAGCUCUCAUUGCACAUCAUAAGAAAAUAAAUGAGAAUAAAGUUCAAGGUACUUCUAUAAAUGUUUUCAGAAAUAAACAUCAAAAACCAAAAUCUGGCAAAUUCAUACCUUUGGAGAUUAAAAAAAAGGAAACAUUUGAUGUGGUCGAAAAACUUCAGAGGGCACACAAAAGUAUUUGUUUUCCCAAAGAUCUUUCCAAAAGUGAACAUUUGGAGGAGCCCCCACGCCAGCCUUCUCUCAAGGAGCCACGCAUUUUUAAUGUAAAAGAAAAAUACAAGAAACCUGUAGAUCUAAUUGCAAAAGAACAAGUUAAACUGGGUAAAAUAGUGACUAAUAUUGAAUCAGUGAGUAAAAAAAUGGAGAAAGAAAAACAGCAUCAUGGGAAGUCCAGAAUGUUGGACGCAUCCUAUGCCUUCCCCAUGAUCAAACAUGGCAUGCUCUUACGACCCAUGACCUCCUCUUCUGUGGGGCUUCUGGAAGAAAAUGACAAAACCUUCUAUGAUUGGAGAGGAAUUAUGUCAACAAAGUCGUCUCGUUUGCCUGGUGACUCCAGUUUGCCUGUUGUCUCUGGAUCAUCUACAGUGUUUCGGGAUUACUAUGCAAAAAUUAAUAAAUCCCUUUUGAAAAAAGAACAAUCACCUGUCAAGCCAGAACCAAAGCCACAACCCGGGCCAGAGUCUAUUCUAAAUAAAAGUGAUAAACUUGACAAUAAAGUUAAAAGAAUUGGACCACACAUAGAAAUCUUCCAGGUGUUCCGGGAAAGAAAUAAAUUCAUAAUUAACAAAAAAUUUGUUAAAAUGGUCACCAUCAUGCAGGCAUAUGUCAGAGGGUGGCUCGAACGCAAAAGAUUACGAAGAAUAAUGAUCAAGGCUUUGUAUCAUGGGCCAAAUUUGAGAGCAGUUAUAAACAUGUACUGCAGACUAAUUCAUCGUAUUAGAUAUCGACUUGGUCUCUGGAGGACAAGACAAAUAAUAAACCUUUCAGAGAUAGAGGAAUGGAUGGACAGAAAAAAAUACUAUGAAACAAUGUUUGCUAAGAGAGAAGACUGGCAAGUAUUAGACAGAAGUGAACUCCUUCAAUACUUCAAUGACUGUGGUCACUUUCCAACCCAGCAGCAAGUUGAUGAUGUCUGGGGCCUGGUCCACAGAGAAGACCAUGAAAAAUAUUCUGAAGUCAUCAAGAAAUUCCAGGCAGUUGAAAUGUUAUUUACGCUUUAUCCUCCUCAAGGUGCCCACGUGCAUAGUAAUAAACGACUUAAGUCAACUUGGCUGAGACCCAUAGUAAAUGGGGAAGAAGGAUAUAAAUAUAUAGUGAGUGGACACCCAAUACUCAAAAGAGCUAACAUCCGGAUUGUUGGGAAGAUAGUGUCCAGAUCUAUAAGAGAAAGGAAAAUGAGACAACAUUAUUUAUCGUGA
Equus quagga is the source of this 1497-nucleotide messenger RNA. It is a transcript of the gene IQCM, whose product is annotated as IQ motif containing M. The record is from RefSeq and is a predicted model, not a curated record. Gene Ontology annotation, molecular function: protein binding. Bases 1 to 1497 code for a protein of 498 amino acids. Lineage: Eukaryota; Metazoa; Chordata; Mammalia; Perissodactyla; Equidae. The transcript is spliced from 13 exons.